Fusarium graminearum PH-1 is the source of this 1576-nucleotide messenger RNA. Its product is annotated as orotidine 5'-phosphate decarboxylase. Gene Ontology annotation, molecular function: orotidine-5'-phosphate decarboxylase activity. The record is from RefSeq and is a predicted model, not a curated record. Gene Ontology annotation, biological process: 'de novo' pyrimidine nucleobase biosynthetic process; 'de novo' UMP biosynthetic process. Lineage: Eukaryota; Fungi; Ascomycota; Sordariomycetes; Hypocreales; Nectriaceae. Gene Ontology annotation, cellular component: cytosol. Bases 479 to 1576 code for a protein of 365 amino acids. The transcript has a single exon.
ACCCAAGUAACAGUAUCCGUAUCCCCUUCCCUCUCGCCAAACGCUUACCGGUACUUGACCUUUCUCACCUCCUCUUCCGCCUCUUUCUUUUAUUUAUUCAUCUCUUGUACUCUUCUCCUCUCUCUCAGAGUAUCGUUCGUUCUCUACACCAUCAGUCACAUACUCAUCCACCAUCCUCCUUUACGCCGGAAGACAAAACCCCGUCAAGACCCAUUCGGGCUAAGCUAAUAGGAUCUUCACCCCUCGUUCCUACUCGAGGCUCUUGGCUCCGUUUUUUCAAUUUUCCCCGGCUUCCCCUCCAUCAAACCGCCACUUGCGCCAGCUCAUCUAUUAAGAAACUCUGUGCGGAUUGAUCGAGAACGAAUAUCGAGACAGCGGAUUUCUUGCGGUUUCGAAGUCUACAUACUACCUGCCAUAUCAUCACCAUCGUGCAGUCAUCUUUCAUAUCCGUCUGAUUUGCCCGUCAAACUCCAGCACCAUGUCGUCGCAUCCGUCCCUCAAGGCGACCUUCGCCAGUCGAGCUGAGACAGUCUCUCAUCCUCUUAGCCGACAUCUCUACAAGCUUAUGGACCUCAAGGCCUCGAACCUUUGCCUCAGCGCCGAUGUCGCAACCGCUCGCGAGCUCCUCUACUUCGCUGACAAGAUCGGCCCCUCUAUCGUCGUCCUCAAGACUCAUUAUGAUAUGGUGGCUGGCUGGGAUUUCGACCCUCGAACUGGAACCGGCGCCAAGCUCGCAUCGCUAGCCCGUAAGCACGGCUUCCUCAUCUUUGAGGAUCGCAAGUUUGGUGAUAUUGGCAACACGGUCGAGCUGCAGUACACCAGUGGUGCUGCACGCAUUAUCGAGUGGGCACACAUCGUCAACGUGAACAUGGUCCCCGGAAAGGCUUCUGUUACGUCUUUGGCCCACGCCGCCAACCGAUGGCUGGAACGAUACCAUUAUGAGGUCAAGACAUCCAUCAGCAUUGGAACCCCUACAGCCAGCCAGCUGGACGAGGACAGUGAGCGCUCAGAUGGCGAGAACCAAAAGAAUGCACCUGAAAUCGGCCGCGACAACGGACGCAAAGGCAGUAUCGUCUCUACUACUACCGUCACCCAGCAGUACGAGUCAGCCGAUUCACCACGACUCGUCAAGACGAUUCCCGAGGGCGACGAGACAGUAUUCCCCGGCAUUGACGAGGCACCUAUCGAGAGAGGUCUGCUCAUCCUAGCACAAAUGUCAAGCGAAGGCAACUUCAUGAACAAGGAAUACACACAAGCGUGUGUGGAGGCCGCGCGGGAACACAAGAGCUUUGUUAUGGGUUUUAUUUCACAGGAGUGUCUCAACACAGAACCUGAUGAUGAUUUUAUUCACAUGACCCCAGGCUGCCAAUUGCCUCCUGAGGGCGCGGAUGAGAACGAGGCUAUCAAGGGAGAUGGCAAGGGCCAGCAGUACAAUACACCGCAGAAGAUCAUUGGUAUUGCAGGAGCUGAUAUUGCCAUUGUCGGACGUGGAAUUAUCAAGGCAGGCGACCCUGAAGAGGAGGCUGAGCGAUACCGAUCCGCAGCAUGGAAGGCUUACACAGAGCGCGUUCGCUGA